UAUAACAUCUCAUUUUCACGUUGGACCAAAAAAUUCCUCUUACACAGUGUUGAAAGGGAAAAGUUCCUUCGUCGCCGAUUCAGAUCAAACGCCGAAAGCCUAGGGUUCCGGUGAAGGUGAAACCAUGUGGAGACGAGCCUCUUCUAAACUCCUAACUCUCCGAUCUGUUGCCAGACCUAAUCGUGUUGUUACUUCUUCGCUGUCGCCGGUGACUAUUCGGCCAUGCUCGACUAUUGUCACUCGUCACUAUUCAGGUAAUGUUUCUAAGAGAGUCGAAGAUGUGAUGCCUAUUGCGACUGGUCACGAACGUGAGGAGCUUGAAGCUGAGCUUCAGGGACGGGAUAUUCUGGAUAUCAAUUUUCCUGAAGGGCCAUUUGGUACCAAGGAAGCUCCUGCUGUGGUCAAAUCUUACUAUGACCAAAGAAUUGUCGGUUGCCCUGGGGGAGAAGGCGAGGACGAGCAUGAUGUUGUUUGGUUUUGGCUAAAGAAAGGGGAACCACAUGAAUGCCCAGUAUGCUCACAAUAUUUCGUGUUGGAAGUAGUGGGCCCAGGAGGACCUUCAGACGGACAUGGCGAUGACGAACAUCAUCACUGAUUUGCAUUUUUUCCAUCUUUAAUAUGCCGGAAUAAGAAUCUGGUGAGAUGACAUAAAGACUUCCAAAAUUCUGCAGCAUCAGGAUUUAACAGGUCCUGCAUUUUGUUUGUUUCAUAUUUACUGUUUGUUUUGGCUAAAUCAUUAUCAGAGGCAUGCAUCAUGCAUACAUUUCUUCUUUCUUUGUGAAUUAUGGGAUUGUGGGGCAUGCCGUUUAUUUGAAUUGUGGAUGCCAUUUCUCCAAUGCAUCAAAAUAAUUAUUGGCUCC
Molecule: messenger RNA, 860 nt
Organism: Cynara cardunculus var. scolymus (artichoke)
Lineage: Eukaryota; Viridiplantae; Streptophyta; Magnoliopsida; Asterales; Asteraceae
Product: cytochrome c oxidase subunit 5b-1, mitochondrial-like
Exons: 6
Coding region: 125-595 (156 amino acids)
Biological process (GO): mitochondrial electron transport, cytochrome c to oxygen
Cellular component (GO): mitochondrial envelope
Source: RefSeq, a predicted model, not a curated record